Messenger RNA from Drosophila willistoni, 2578 nucleotides. Its product is annotated as serine/threonine-protein phosphatase 2B catalytic subunit 3. Gene Ontology annotation, molecular function: calmodulin binding; calmodulin-dependent protein phosphatase activity. NCBI's taxonomy places the organism in Eukaryota, Metazoa, Arthropoda, Insecta, Diptera, Drosophilidae. Gene Ontology annotation, cellular component: cytoplasm; calcineurin complex. The transcript is spliced from 2 exons. Gene Ontology annotation, biological process: calcineurin-mediated signaling. Bases 733 to 2529 code for a protein of 598 amino acids. The record is from RefSeq and is a predicted model, not a curated record.
GUUGUUUUUGAUUUCAAAUUGGAACGUUGUGCGGUCGGAGUUUUUCACGUCGAAGAAGAGCGAAGCACCGAAAAAUCAAAAAACACAAAUUGCUCCUCUCGGGUCGUGGUCGUUGUGGGUUAAUUGGAAUAUUUAUAUUUCAAACACCAUAAAAAAAGAAAAGAAAAUAGAGAGAAAAAGCUGCAAAAACAAAAAAAACAUUUUUGCAGAUUUAAUUGCAUAUUGCAUAUUGCUCGUGUGUGUGUGAGCUUUGUUUUUUUUUUUUGGGUUUUUUUUACAGUAAGCUCGAACGGUACCGUUAGUGCGCUAAUCGUUGUGUAUAUUUGCUUAUAUAUUUAAUAUAUUUGCCAACAAUAACAUAAAACACAAUUUAAUAUCUUGUGCAUGCAACUCUGCCUAAAGCAGAGCAUCUGAAUCAGCACCAGCAGUGGCAGCAGCAGUGAAACAGAGAGAGAGCUACUGCCCGAGUGUCUGCUGCAUCUCCGCAUAGAACACAAAAAAUAUUAAUAAAAGCUCCAAACGACGCCUACGACAACAGGAGCGAGAAAAUUUGAAGGAAAAAAGGUCGCCAUCACUUUGAAUUGGAACUUGGUGGUUGCAGCAGUUGCAGUUGCAGUUGCCCUUUUUUUUUGAAAACGAGCUGCUGUGCGCUUGCACCCCCCCCCACUGCAGGUGGAGCUACGUGGUGCUUGGUGGCAGGAUACGAAAAAAUAGACACGAUUAAUUGCCAAAAUGUCGUCGCCAAUUGCACAAAGUAACAGCAGCAGCAGCAAUCAGCAAUCGCAGCAGAAGAGCAAUGCCGUUGGAUCAAAUUCUGCAUCUUCUGGUGGGGUAAAUAAUGCAACACACGAUAGCAACAAGAAUGUAUCAGGGACGACGACGACAGCAGCAGGAGCAGGAGCAGUAGCAGCAGCGGGUAGCAACAACACAGCAGCAGCAACAACUGCAGCAACAACAACAGCAGGAUCUGCCUCAUCCGGAGGUGGAGGAGGAGCACCACAGAGCCCGACAAAACGUAGCACAAUAUCGACUAAGGAGCGUGUCAUCGAUAGUGUACCGUUUCCGCCAAGCCGCAAACUCACCUGCGCCGAUGUAUUUGAUGCCCGCAGCGGCAAACCGCAACACGAUGUACUUAAACAGCACUUUAUACUGGAGGGCAGGAUCGAGGAGAGUGCCGCCCUGCGGAUCAUACAGGAGGGUGCGACAUUGUUGCGCCAAGAGAAGACAAUGAUCGAUAUUGAGGCCCCUGUGACCGUGUGUGGCGACAUUCAUGGUCAGUUUUAUGAUUUGAUGAAACUCUUUGAAAUUGGCGGCUCACCGGCCACAACAAAAUAUUUGUUUUUGGGCGAUUAUGUGGAUCGAGGCUAUUUUAGCAUUGAAUGCGUUCUAUAUCUGUGGUCACUGAAGAUCACAUAUCCGCAGACAUUGUUCCUGCUGCGCGGUAAUCAUGAGUGCCGGCAUCUAACCGAGUAUUUUACCUUCAAGCAGGAGUGUAAAAUCAAAUAUUCGGAACGAGUCUAUGAUGCCUGUAUGGAUGCAUUCGAUUGCCUGCCACUCGCUGCGCUAAUGAAUCAACAAUUCCUAUGCGUGCAUGGUGGACUGUCGCCGGAGAUACAUGAAUUGGAGGAUAUAAGACGCUUGGAUCGCUUUAAAGAGCCACCGGCAUUUGGGCCGAUGUGCGAUCUGUUGUGGUCCGAUCCGUUGGAAGAUUUCGGUAAUGAGAAAAACUCCGAUUUCUAUACGCACAAUUCGGUGCGAGGCUGUUCAUAUUUCUACAGCUAUGCGGCUUGCUGUGACUUCCUGCAGAAUAAUAAUCUGCUAUCGAUCAUUCGGGCGCAUGAGGCACAGGAUGCCGGCUAUCGGAUGUAUCGCAAGAGCCAGACCACCGGUUUCCCAUCGCUGAUUACCAUAUUUUCGGCGCCAAACUAUCUCGACGUUUAUAAUAACAAGGCCGCUGUGCUUAAGUAUGAGAACAAUGUGAUGAACAUCAGGCAAUUCAAUUGCUCUCCCCAUCCAUAUUGGUUACCCAAUUUCAUGGAUGUGUUCACCUGGUCGCUGCCAUUUGUCGGCGAAAAGGUCACCGAGAUGCUAGUGAAUGUCCUCAACAUUUGCUCCGACGACGAGCUAAUGACCGAGGAGAGCGAGGAGCCCCUAUCGGACGAUGAGGCAGCAUUGCGCAAAGAGGUUAUACGCAAUAAGAUUCGUGCCAUUGGCAAAAUGGCACGCGUUUUCUCCGUACUGCGCGAGGAGUCGGAAUCGGUGUUGCAAUUGAAGGGUCUUACGCCGACGGGCGCUUUACCCUUGGGCGCAUUGUCCGGUGGCAAGCAAUCGCUUAAGAAUGCCAUGCAGGGCUUCUCGCCCAAUCACAAAAUAACCUCAUUUGCGGAGGCCAAGGGACUGGAUGCGGUGAACGAACGAAUGCCACCACGUCGAGAUGCCACUCCAUCGCCGGCGGAAGAGGGACAGAAAACGCUUUCAGCGGCAGCGGCUGCCGCGGCGAAUGCAAAUGCGAAUUCAAUCAAUGGAUAAUUUUAAGACAGAGUGGCAAAUAAAGCAAAACAACAAACAAAAAUUAAAA